This is a messenger RNA of Colletotrichum paranaense, 9333 nucleotides long. RefSeq lists its product as uncharacterized. Lineage: Eukaryota; Fungi; Ascomycota; Sordariomycetes; Glomerellales; Glomerellaceae. The transcript is spliced from 2 exons. The record is from RefSeq and is a predicted model, not a curated record. Bases 1 to 9333 code for a protein of 3110 amino acids.
AUGUCAAAAAUUUCGGGCUUAUGGCGGCUCAUCUUGCCGCCGCUGUUCCUAGGAAGCAGCAGCCUGGCCCAGUCAUGCCUCGAGGCGCUCAACAAUAAUCAGGUCGACGCAUGUGUGUGCUACUCCCUAGAAUACGUCGUCAGUUACGUCGCCUACAUUGCUGUUUCUACAUCAUACACGUCAAAUUGCGAGGCUCUGCCCACGAUCUCAGCCACCACAUCCGCCACGCCUCAGAUUCUAGAGAGUAACCCUGUAGGUGGCAACUAUUCAGGGUACGUGACAGUCAGCAAUGGAGUUUACACAGGAACAGACAUCUUGGCCGGUCCCACUACGAGAGCAGUUCUGGGACUCGAUGGAUCAGGGACAUUGGUAGUGGAGGAUCCGCCUUCGUAUACAACAGUUUCACGAGGCGGUACGGCAACAGUCAGCCCUGGAUCACUUCCGAACUCUGUCAACUCAACAAGCUUUCUGACUACGAAUCCCAUCACGGCACCACGAACCAUUCUCGUCGCCAACCCCACGCCGGGAGCUUCCACAGCUUCUCAAGGAACUGUAGUCGUUGCAGUGCCUGAUCCAAGAUUAUACAACACGAGUACACUCGCUUACACUGGGUCCGAUCCCCUAGACGCAACUCGUACGACCAUUUCAACUAUUGCAGAGUCUGGCUUUAUUCCUGGCACCUACGUUGUCGCUGUCGCCACGACGGCAGUACCAGAUGUGUCCUACGAUGUUUCUACGGUUGCGUACACUGGAACAGCCGUUAUUUCAGGCCCAACCGUAGUGUCAGUCAUCCAACCCACGGACGGGAGUGGUCGAGGAACUGUAGUGAUAGGAGUCCCGUCGACUGGAGUUCCCCCUCCUCAGGUGACGUCGAUAGUUCCGUACGAGGGCAUGAGUUCAAUUACAGGAUCGACGACGAUUCUCAACAGGCCCUUCGAUGGCACUGUGCCGGGAACCGUCAUAGUCGGACUGCCACCAGCAUCUUUUAUCACCCAGACUGUGCUCUUCACGGGCAGGGAAGUCCUUACGGCCCCAAUCACUAUCACGAUAGCACCACCAAGCGGCUCUCAACGUGGUACCGUUGUCAUCGGAAGUCCAUCAGCCACGUUCCUGGCAAGCUUCGUUCCUUUUACAGGGUCUACCCAGGAGAAACUAUCGGUGAUCCAGCCUACAGGCACAUCUCCGGGAGUUGUAAUCAUCGGGCAGCCCGAAGGUUCCAAUCCAGAUGUCGAAGAUCCCACGUCUGCCGCCUCGGCGCCUCAAGUAACGCCGACCCAAUUUGUUACGUCGAUUGUGACCUACACUCCGGCCUCAGAUGCUCCGAACACACCAUCGACCUUGGCUGUCACAGAUGGUACGGUUAUCAUCGGGUUGCCUCGCAUCGUCUCCCCAGCUGCGACUGGCUCGGACUCUUUUAUCACUUCGGCAAGAAGAGGGCCCUUUGUCACCUCUACUGUUGACUUCACUCAAGGCGUGGACUUGCCGACAACUGUUGAUCCUGUGGGAACCGUACCUGGAACGGUCUUUGUUUAUGCCUCAUUGAGAGGUGGAAAUUCGGCAAGUCCGUUCGUUACUUCCGAGGUCGUGCUGCUUGGAACAGCGGCUGGCUCAGCGCCUACGACCAUCUCCGUUGUUCAGCCAGCCAAUGGACUGCCUGGAACCUUGAUCAUUGGCAGACCAGCCAUAUUUGUGACUUCGACUGUCUCUUGGACAGGGUCGGUUCCUUUGGCAUCUAGGACAACACUUGCAGUCGUGGUCCCCUCAGGAAAUAGCCCCGGCACGGUCUUCGUUGCGGAUCCCGCGGUUUUGGGAAGACAAUUCUCAACGUCCUACGUUCGAAUCUCUGGUACCCAGGAAGAGGGCGCUGCAACAACGUCAACUCUGAUACCAGGCCAGGGCACUUCGCAGCCAAUUAUCGUCGAUGGAGUUCCUGAUGACUCCGUAACUUCUACAAUUGACUUCAGCAGCGCAGAUAUACUUACGACAAGAACCACACUUUCGACUUUGCCGCCGAACGGACUGGCACCAGGCUUCAUUAUUGUAGCUGACCCACCAACCUUAGUGUCUACAGUAACCCCCGAGGUAACAAAUGGGGCUUCUGUUGUCCUUCAGCCCGACUUUGUCACCUCAACAGUCUUGUAUGAGGGCUCGACUACAUCUGUUCUGACCAGUGUCCAGCCUUCAGAAACCAACAGGGGUACAAUCGUGCUUGCAGUACCCUCGGUGGCCUCGUCAUCAAGGCCUGGCGAAAGCCAAGUGUCGAAAGUGAACGAUCCAAGCGUGGCUCUGGCCUCAUUCGUUACUUCGACGGCUGUCAGUCUUGAUAGCUAUUCUGUUACAUCAAGAACUACAAUCUCGACAAUUACUCCUGAUGUUGAGGCCUCUAUACCUGGAACGUACGUUGUGGCCUUGCCCAACGCCUACAUUACCUCGACUGUGCCGUGGACUGGAGCAAUACUCUUGUCAACCUCGACUACGCUCUCGACCAUGCCACCUUCCGACUCUCAGCCGGGCAUUGUCGUCGUGGCUGCUCCGAAUGCGAUAGACUCAUCUACAUCUCAGCCAGUGAGUAGCGAUACAGCCCCGCAGCCGGUUUCUACAAGCAAUGCUGCCCCAGGAGACUCAGCUACGCCGCUUCCUGCCACCCAGCUAUCAGCCCAGACGCUUUUUGCAACCUCGACAGUACUUUUGGCGAGCAAUCUUAGCAUCUCAUCAGCAACCACUUUGACUACACUUCAAGGAGACCCGGGUUCACCAUCCACAGUACUGAUUAGCGUUCCUGUUGCCACCGAGACCUCCAUCGCGAAAGAGACACUGGGAGCCACUUCGAAUGGAUCUAGGCCACCUAGUGACUUGGAAUUUGGAACCCCAUCAACUCCUGCAGGCAAUCUCAUCUCGACAGCCACGCCCACUAACUCUUCACCAUUGACAACUGCUCUCGCCAACUCUGUAAUUGGUUCUGUCGUUACUUCAGACAUUUUCUACAGCGGAACCGACCCGCUCACCUCGCCAAUCCCGCUGACAACUCUCUCUGCUGGCCUAGGCAGUCUUUCGACCGUGAUACUGCUCCAACCAUCAUCGGCCGCUGGCUUAAUUAGCAACUCUGCAGGAGGUUCCGGCUCUAGGUCGCUGGAAGCUGUGUCGUCGUUGACGACCAAUAGCCCACCAAGCCCAACUACCGUUGUCCUUGUUCAGUCUGGAACGACAGUUUUGCUGCAGGCUUCUUUUGUCACAUCUACUUUAGAUGCGGGCAGUAAUUCCUCAGACGGCUCUCAAGGGCUUGCUCCUGUUUCUACGAUCCUACCGAGCGCUGGUGAACCAGGUACUGUUUUGCUAGGACGGCCACCAGCGAUAGCGUCAUCGACUACAAGCAAGAGCUCGUCGUCAGAAUUGAGCCCAGAAAACACGCCUUCCGCACAACUGUCAAGCUCAUUAGGUUCCUCCGCAGUUUCUACCAUACAGUCCCAGGUCUCAGACCCCCAAGACCUUACGAGGAGCUCGCAGACCGACUCAGGUCCAAUAAGCACCUCUUUGCAAAGCGACAUAGAUAGCAUAGCUUUCUCGACUGUUGCUAGCACGGCAGCCCCAGCAGACUCCAGCGCCACUAAUGCAGCUUCUUCUGGGCGCCUUUCCAAUCAAUCCCCCUUUGGCACAGUCCCAGACUCGGCGGUGACGAUUCCUGUUGCUACAGUCUUCGUCGACUACACGGGCACCGGACUUCCAAGGGAGUUUUUGACGCUUAGAACGACUUCAGGGACCGUCAUAGUUCAGAGACCUCGACCUCUUACAACUGUAGAAACAUACAUUCCUGGAAGCAUCUCCACUGAAUUUCUCACAAUCAUUCCAUCUGGCACCGAGCCUGUCACCAUAGUCUUCGGAAUUCCAUCACCGGCGGGCACAACACGUGUCCUGAUCUCUGGCCCAGAGGUUGUUAGCGUGGGAACGCCGUCAAGCACAACCUUGGUUGACACACACACCUCUGUGGAUCCCCAAAUAGCCGUUAGUAGCCCGACAAGCACAACGACAUCGGCAUCUCAACAAGAUGCUCCAAGUCUGCCUUAUUCCACGUCAACCGCCAUAUCUACUUCGAUGGAUCCAGUUUCCCAGAGCUCCUCCAAGCCUCCUCCUUCCGGAAGUACAACUUCCGUGGCCGUCGCUCCAGGUUUCCUCUCCCCAGGAACUGUCUUUACUUCGAGUUCAACUUCGACGUCCCCAGCCUUGGAAGCGACUUCGUCUGUGAGUCAGACUUCUGCAGGACUUACAACAGACUCGUCUAAUCGGAUUCCAACAACUUCUUCAUCCCUGUCUUCUGGCCCCGAUAAUAUUUCCUCGUCCGUUAAUCCUAGCAUAGACACUCUCGCACUGUCUGCAAUCAUUUCUCAAGUAUCCGGAACUUCGUCGAUCGUAGAUUCGGCCUCGAAUGUGCCCUCACCUACAGCGACUCAGUUACAGGAAUCCUCGUUGACUACAUCAACAACUUCGCCUUCCAUUAACACGUCAACAACAAACGCGGAUACCGCGCUUGCAUCGGACCCCAUUUCCGCUUCGAGUACCUCAUCUCCUGCUUCUGAUACCGUUCUUUCAAACCCGCUUGCUUCGCCCACACCCACAUCUCAAAGCACUGGAGCAGGAUCCAAUACCUUGAGUCCUGCUAGCUCAGAUGUCUCAAGUUCGGACUCAGCCUUAGGGGUUUCUGGACUGUCCGGCAUCUCAAUCUCAGACACGUCCGCCCAGUCCUCAUUGAGUUUGUUACUUCCGGUCACAGCUGAUUUCAGUCUGGUUAGCCCAACUUCCCCGACUGAAAUAUCAACAUCUGCAGAAUCAUCUCUUGGAUUAUCCGAGACUACUUCCUCCCAGGGGGCUUCAGUGUUAUCGACACCUGUUCCUGUUCUUGGAAGCACUUUUAGCACAGAAUCCCCGACAACUAGCACUCUCUCAGUAGCGCCGGCUGUACUUUCAACAGAAACUUUAUCCCUCUUUGAAUCUACUGCCACAACAACAAGCUCUCCUGGCUCAUCAGCAAGCUUUCUUGCAAACUCCCUAUCAGGCGGUGGUACGAGUAGUACCAAUGUACCCACUUCAGUGACAACCCCGGGCCAGUCAAGCGUACCUCCUUUCGCAUCUAUAUCUGACACCCUCUCUUCAUCUGGAAGCACAAGCUUGUCGUUUUCAGCCACCACGGAGACACCUAUUGACACGAGGAUCUCUUCAGCUGCUAUAGAAACCUCCUCGAUUAUCUUGCCCGCCGGCUCGAGUCCUUUGGCCUCCUCUGCUAUAGACAUUGAAAGUAACACGGCGGCUUUGUCUUCUUCUGCUUCUUCCAGCGUAGUAGAGUCACAGACCUCAACGUUGACGGAAAUUACAGCCGGCUCAUCGGCCAGCUCCGAGCUUUCAACUCAAUCUGAGUCUUCGAUCAGCUCCACCAGCACCGAACUUUCUACGCCUUCUGACCCAACGAUCUCAUCCUCGGCACUUCUCAACAUUCUAAGUACCCUGUCAUCGAGCGCAGUAUCACCUUCCACUAUUGGUCCUUCAUCCUCGGGCGUGUUCACCUCUGCUGAAGCAGAUCCGACAACCUCAACGAUUGACACCGUUUCUGCCGACUCAACAUUUCAGGACACGACCUUGACCUCAACCUCUGUAAUCUCACCUGGCUCUACCCUCUCCUCGUCCAAUUUAAGCAGGAUUUUAGACUCCAGUAGUCUUUCUGCUUCAGCCACACUAUCUGAACCUAGCUUGGUGAGCCCAACGGCAACCUUUGUGACAUCUGUGGUUGUAUUCACAGGGACUGAAUCCCUUACGGGCACCGGCCUGGUCCCUCUCACCACCAUUUAUCCAAGCAAUGGCGACGCACCGACUGUGAUAUUUGGUGCGGCUAGAAGACUCUUUGCUUCCGUUGCUGUGCCGUACUCUGGUACAGGGAUCAUUACUGGACCUCAGCAAGUGAGCAUCGUGCUGCCAAGCGGUUCAGACUCACUAGUGCUGGGGACGAUUGUCUACGCAACACCGGACCCUCUGGUCACGUCCGAGGUAGACUACACUGGAACAGGCACCCUCACUUCGCCUCUGCCAUUGACCACUAUCUACCAGUCCGGCACAGUCCCUGGAACCAUCGUUUUGGCGAGGCCGGCUAGCUUUGCUACAUUUGGAACCAGUUCUGCUGUCGUUUCCAGUGCUUCGAGCGAGUCGUCCUCCCCUGUUGUGUUAAGCACGACAUUGCAGUCUACGAGCUCGGUUGAAAGCAUUUCAUCACUGGAAACUAGCUCUUUUUCCACAUUCAUUUCUCCUCUAGGCUCUGCCUCGACUUUUGUUUCCCCUGAAAGCUCUUCGGGAUCGAGUGAUGAUUCCAAGCCUAUCGCCUCAAGCUUGCCUACUGUUCUAGCUGAAUCCAGCACAUUGAGCGAAUCACAGCGAGGAUCAAGCAGCCUCGUAGCGGUUUCCCCACCAACUUCAUCUGAUAGUUACAGCUCGAUGUUCGGCGAUCUGAGCUCUUCCACAAUCAUUUCGAGUUUUCCGGUUGGUUCUAUUUCAACCCCAGAGUUGCCAACUUUUACCGCAACAUCAACGGAUGACAGCCUCCCAACUAGCGUCAGCAUUGUUCCGGCGUUUCUAGGCACAUCUUCGAGCUUGACAGACGAUCCAGUUGUCUCGACUUUCACAAGCGAUAGUCUUGUUUUCUCAAGCCGGACACCAACAUCAACUGAUUUAGGAACCACUGCAGUCCAGGCAACUAUAUCGCAAUCAUCUGGAACAAGCAUUGGUGUGUCUUCUUCCAACACUGUUGAGUCGAGCGACUUGACAGCUUCGUCUCUCUUGGUAGCGUCUUCAGCUGCGUCCUCUUCUGAUUUCAGUUCAGCCACUGGAACUUCUUCUGUCGAUUUCACGGCUUCCAUCGAGUUUCCUUCGUCUGUGAAUAGCGGCUCUUCAUCCGAAGGUACCAUUCCAACGGUUUCCUUCAUCUCCGAUCAGACCUUGGUCUCUAGCUCAGCUCCACCAGCAUCUGCCUUCUACGACAGCGUUCAGAUACCCUUCACAGGCACUGAUCAGUUGCCUACUCCGAUCCCCAUCAGCACAGUGCCUCCGAGCGGAAGCGUCCGCGGAACUAUCGCUUACGCCGCUCAGUUCCUCACUUCAACAGUAUCAGGUACUGGUCAGUCUACAGUCACCCUCUUCACAAUCCAGCCUUCUGGAACACAGGCUGUUGGGUUGGUAGUCAUUGCAGUUCCUACCUUGCUAGUGUCGUCGACGGCGUCUUCUGUUCCAUCUGAUAAUGGAGGAACGUCUACCAGUGAGAUCAGCUCUGAUACAUCAGCGACUUCGUCCGCAACUUCGGUAAAUGCGGUAUCUUCCGUAGCUGAGUCGAACUCCAUCAGCUUGAGCGGAAGCACCAGCAGCACUGGAACUCUCGAACCAAGCACAAUUUUUGAGUCAAGUAGCGUGGCGACGACGUCCAGCGAAGUCGAAAGCACAAGCACCAUUAAUCCCGAAGCAAUAAGCACAGCCUUCGCUUCUCUGCUUACCACCACCGAUUCGAACUCCUUAAGUGACGUUGCUUCGACAUCUGAUAUUGGCAAUCUUCAGAGCAGCAGUACCUCCCUUGAGGCCCUUAGUACCGACACAAGCGCAGUGACUUCGAGGACCAUCGGGUCAGAAGCCAGCAGCUCCACUUCCAUCGAUGCGACCUCAACUGAAGCCAGCUUCUCGAUCUCUCCCACUGUCUCGAACCUGUUUAGUGAGUCGCUCAUCACGACAGCAAGAGCUGAAUCCAGCAACAGCACCCCAACGACUAGCAGCACAAGCGACUUUGAGGCAACUUCCACAGCGCUUGUUUCUCUGAUAUCUACCAUCGAUCUCAGCUCCACGUCUGGCUCGUCCAAUACAGCAGAUGUCACUACCUCAGCGUCCAGCGCCUCACUUACGGUAACCACCGGUUUGACCACAAACACUGAGAUUUCUUCGGCAGCUUCUUCCAGUCUUGUUUCGGAGACAGCCAGUAUUUCUCUUGAGAUUACCACCUCCACUAGUGACACUCCAAAUACAUCAGAGAGCUCGCUAAUAGAUGGUUCCUCUUCUCUCCUGUCGAUAGGCACUGGUACGAUUGCCUCCUUUUCUUCGGAUUCUACAAGCAGCGAUAUCACACCAGCUACUUCAAUUCCUUCCGAGACUUCCCAAUUCUCGACCACGUCAACAUCAGCGGAUGCUGCUUCUUACGUCACCUCGCAACUCAUUUAUACCGGCCCAUCUUCACUAUCUGAGCCUCUCCCAUUGAGCACUAUCCAGCCAACGAACGGAUCUCCAGGCACCGUUAUCUUGGCUAUUCCAGCAUCUUUCUAUGUCACUUCGACUUUGAUCUACACCGAAGGCGACUCCUACAUCAUUCCGUCUGCCAUUAGUACAGUUGCGCCUUCCGGAACGGCUAAAGGCACCGUCAUCUUCGCCGCUCGCUACGCAGUGGUUAGAGUUGCGUACUCGGGCACUUCAAUCAUCACGGAACCUAUCCCCAUCGCCACAUACCCGGGCAGCGGAACAGUCCUUGGUACCGUUGUCUAUGCUAAUCCUCCAUCAACCUCAGCAACAUCAGAGCCAUCUUCUGCUACCUCAACAUCUACAGACUCCCUUGACGCGUUCGAUCCUUCAGCCACCUCGACUUCGUCAACUUCUUCCGGCGUAGGGGUCCCUUCUACAUCGUCCAGUAGCUCACUCCUGUCUACUGUGUCUUCCUUGUUGGAGAGUUUUACCGGAUCGUCGACUUCUUCGAGUGACACAUUCACAGUAAACCCUGACACACUACUACUAAGUUCUACCCCUGUGUCGACGACAGAUGAGCCAGCAAUGACAAGCGGCUUAUCUUCUGAGAUUUCUUCAUCAACAUCAACAUCAUCAUUAUCAUCAAGUGAUUUCACAGGCCCCGUAGCUUCUUCAACUUCGUUCACAACUAGCUUAGAUGGUCAAGAGACAUCAUCUGCCAGUGCAUCAUCGGGCGAAGAGUCAAGCACUUUGAUCACUGAAUUCACCCCAACAUCAAUCCCUUCAUCAUCUCUGUUGUCUUCAAGCUCCUCGGAAACUAUUGGUCUCGAUACCUCGUCGCCUACCAGUACAUCUGGCAGUACUUUACCUGGCGUGGAAAGCAGCACAUCGGUCAUCUCAGAAAGCGACUCUGCUCUUCUCAGUCCAACAUCCUCAUUGGACUCAGAGUCUACAACGAGCAGUAAUUCACAAUCGCCAUCGGCUACGUCUACUCCUAGUCCAGCUACCACUAUCAUAUCGACAAGCGAUUCGGCAAAUGAAACCUUGACCAGCUCCUCGGCGGCAGUUUCCCAAUCCUUCCUCUAG